Molecule: messenger RNA, 1209 nt
Organism: Penicillium waksmanii
Lineage: Eukaryota; Fungi; Ascomycota; Eurotiomycetes; Eurotiales; Aspergillaceae
Product: FAD-dependent oxidoreductase
Exons: 2
Coding region: 1-1209 (402 amino acids)
Molecular function (GO): FAD binding
Source: RefSeq, a predicted model, not a curated record
AUGGAUCCUGUACUGAUUGUUGGCGCCGGUAUUGUGGGCUUGACCCUUGGACAAGCUCUGAAGCAGAAGAAUAUCCCCUUCGAAAUAUUUGAACGCGAUGAAACUCCCGAUGCACGUGGCCAGGGGUGGGCCAUCACCUUACACUGGGCCUUGGAGUAUAUGCACAAGAUGCUCCCCCAGGACACCCUAAAGCGUAUCCAAGACGUUCAAGUGGAUCCAGAUGUUGCGCUCAACGACAAUGGCAAUUUUUUAUUCAUCAACCUCGAAACCGGAGAGCCAAAAUACAAAAUUCCACCAAGCGUCCGGUGGCGCGUGAAUCGCGAAAAGGUGCGGCGCGCGUUGCUUCAUGGAAUCGAAGACCAUGUUCACUGGGGCCGACGAGUGGUCAGUGUCAACCUGCCCGAGGAUAUAACCAAAGUGCAGUUGGUUUUCGCCGAUAAAACGACCUUGACCGGACGUCUUGCUAUCGGUGUCGAGGGUAGCCGAUCGAUGGUGCGACAGAUUUUACGACCAGAUGCAUUUGACAAUGUGCCAGUUGGAAUCAAUUUCACGGGUGUUGCAGUUGAUUUGACGCCCAUGGAGAUUAAGCCUUUGCGCGACAUGGACCCUUUGCUGUUCCAGGGCUGCCAUCCACCAACAGGAGCCUUCUUUUGGUUCUCAAUGCUUGAGACACCCAAGGUAAAUGGGACUGCGGGAACAGAGACCGAGCGCUAUCGAGCUCAAAUAUGCAUGUCCUGGCCUGAGAACACACCAGAAGACAAAGUGGCCGGUACUAAUGAGGCCCGGCUGGCCAAUAUGAAGAGACGUGCCCAGGGGUUCGUACCAUUCUUACAGCAGGCUGUUGAGCGGAUCCCUACUGGGACAGCCGUCACGGAGAUCAAGCUAGCAGAUUGGGAGUGCCUUGAGUGGGACAACCAUGAUGGUCGUGUGACUCUAGCUGGGGAUUCAGCGCAUGCAAUGACAAUGUAUCGAGGAGAAGCGGCAAAUCAUGGUCUGCUAGAUGCUUAUCAUCUGUCAGAGGCCAUUGGAAAAAUCUACUCUGGAUCUUCCCUGGCAUCUGAGGUCAUCAACGAGUUCGAAACAGAGAUGAGGGAACGGACAAGUCGGGCUGUGCGCCUCAGUCGACAGGCUUGUCGAGAUGCACAUGACUGGAUGAGAUUGGAUGAGACAUCUGCGAUUUUAACCAAGAGGGCUAUUGCAGGGAAAUAA